Molecule: messenger RNA, 3189 nt
Organism: Coprinopsis cinerea okayama7#130
Lineage: Eukaryota; Fungi; Basidiomycota; Agaricomycetes; Agaricales; Psathyrellaceae
Exons: 8
Coding region: 1-3189 (1062 amino acids)
Biological process (GO): SCF-dependent proteasomal ubiquitin-dependent protein catabolic process
Cellular component (GO): SCF ubiquitin ligase complex
Molecular function (GO): protein binding
Source: RefSeq, a predicted model, not a curated record
AUGAGCCUCCAGUCGCCCAGAGCGUCGGAUGUUCUGUGUCUUGCAGCGCUCUGUCUUCUGGGCUGUCUCGUUGUACAGCAGCGCAGGAUAUGGAAGGCAAGCCAUUUCGUUUGGUUUUGGUCGCGUCAGUGGCGUGUUCAGGACAAAUCUCAAGGCCAGAAACCCCAUCUUGCACAUCUGCCCAUCGAUUUACUCAUCGAAAUUAUGGCCCAUCUCGACUGGUAUGACGUGCUAGUGCUUCGCCAGUGCUGCCGUUCGCUGCAUGCAGCAUCGAAAGAGCGUCAAGUUUGGCACUCGAUGCUAGUUCAGUACUGCGAUACUGUACUUCCGCGGCCCUUUUUCCUUCCAAAACCGUUGGAACACUGCUCUGGCGAAGAUCUGGAGCAUUGCAUCGUGGGUUGGCUGUCUGGAUGGGACCAUUUCCUCUAUCCUUCCCUCGAACUCCGUAUUAUGGAGUCUCACGCAUGCCCUCCUGGUUUUUUUGGUCCACUGCACCCUUUGCCUGGUGGUCGGUUUUUCAUUUAUGGUGGAAAUCGCGGCUCCCUUUUCUAUUGUGACCCAACGCAACCCGAUCCGACCAUGCACCUCCUCAUCCACCCAACUAAUCUCGAAAAGCCUCGCAAAAGAUCUACCGCCCUGGACGUGCUUGGCAUCCAAGGGAUUGACGGGGAAUCAACCGCACUGCGAGACCGACUAUUUCCCCGAACCUUCCGCCUCGCCCGUAUACUUGGAGCAACUUGCAGCAAAGGAUUAAUCGAGAUUUGGGAGAUUAACGCGCGAGUGGAAGGCGGGACCCAUGUCGGCUACACCAGCAAACUGCUGAAGGCCUUUUCGGACCAUAUCUACGUCGGAGAUGGCAACUGCUGCUCACUCCUUGGAAGACACGUUGCCUAUGUGAGAGACGGGAACCCGAACGGGUUUGAUUUGGGGGUACGGAUUGUGGAUUGGUCAUCUGUUUCCGGAGACGAAGAUCCAACCAACCUCCCUGGUGUCGCCAUCCCGGGACCAACUCCCCCCUUGAUAGUGCUACUCCCGCACAGGAGAAUAUUAAUGGCGGAUGACCGCAUCGCUAUUUGGGAUUGGGGACGGUCAUGUCCGUCCAUAGCUUCACUGGGUACCUCCAGGGGUGCUUUCAUCAAGCCAGAGUGGGCACCGUCAUCCCCAUACAUUGGGACACCACCCUUCACUCAACUCUUCUACAAUGGCGAAUCAAUCAGGCUUGUUCUCCCCACCCGGGGUAACACCCUUAUUGGGUUUUCCAUCUCCACAGACCCAGACAAGGAGGUCGCCAACAGUGUUGAAAUGAGUGUCCUGGGUCAUGGGGACUUUCGUUUUCAGAUUUUUCCGAUGUCUUUCCACUAUCGCCUGGGCGUACGCCUGGGCAGAGAACUCGACACCCUCAUGUGCUACAGGUGGCCAGAUGAUCCUCCUUUCGUGCCUUCCGCCUCUCUCCUCGAAGUUAACCUGCCCAAUAGUGUUCGACACCCCAUCGUUACUUCAUUCCCUCGCGGCUCCCGAGGCACUCCCAAGCCGCACCUGCCGCCGUGGCAAUUCCAGGUGUUGACCAAGUUCAAGCAUGAACCUCCAGUCGCCCAGAGCGUCGGAUGUUCUGUGUCUUGCAGCGCUCUGCCUUCUGGGCUGUCUCGCUGUACAGCAGCGCAGGAUAUGGAAGGCGAGUCACUUUGUUUGGUUUUGGGUGAAUCACAAGCUGAAUUGAAAGGACAGUCGCGUCAGUGGCGCGUUCAGGAUAAAUCUCAAGGCCAGAAACCCCAUCUUGCACAUCUGCCCAUCGAUUUACUCAUCGAAAUUAUGGCCCAUCUCGACUGGGAUGACGUGCUAGUGCUUCGCCAGUGCUGCCGUUCGCUGCAUGCAGCAUCGAAAGAGCGUCAAGUUUGGCACUCGAUGCUAGUUCAGUACUGCGAUACUGUACUUCCGCGGCCCUUUUUCCUUCCAAAACCGUUGGAACACUGCUCUGGCGAAGAUCUGGAGCAUUGCAUCGUGGGUUGGCUGUCUGGAUGGGACCAUUUCCUCUAUCCUUCCCUCGAACUCCGUAUUAUGGAGUCUCACGCAUGCCCUCCUGGUUUUUUUGGUCCACUGCACCCUUUGCCUGGUGGUCGGUUUUUCAUUUAUGGUGGAAAUCGCGGCUCCCUUUUCUAUUGUGACCCAACGCAACCCGAUCCGACAAUGCACCUCCUCGUCCCGUCGCCUAAUUUCGAAAACUCUUCCAAAAUAUCUACCGCCCUAGACGUGCUUGGCACCCAGGGCAUCGAUCGGCAAUCCACCACACUGCAAGACCGACUGUUUCCCCGAACCUUCCGCCUCGCCCGUAUACUUGGAGCAACUUGCAGCAAAGGAUUAAUCGAGAUUUGGGAGAUUAACGCGCGAGUGGAAGGCGGGACCCAUGUCGGCUACACCAGCAAACUGCUGAAGGCCUUUUCGGACCAUAUCUACGUCGGAGAUGGCAACUGCUGCUCACUCCUUGGAAGACACGUUGCCUAUGUGAGAGACGGAAACCGGCACGCGUUUGAUUUUGGGGUACGGAUUGUGGAUUGGACAUCUGUUUCCGGAGACGAAGAUCCAACCAAUCUCUCUGGUGUCGACAUCCCGGGACCACAUCCCCCGUUGAUAGCGUUACUCCCGCACAGGAGAAUAUUGAUGGCGGAUGACCGCAUCGCCAUUUGGGAUUGGGGACGGUCCUGUCCGUCCAUAGCUUCAGAGGGUCCCUCCAGGGGUGCUUACAUCGAGCCGGAGUGGGAACUGUCAUCCGCAAGUGUCCGGACACCACCCUUCACCCCACUCUUCUACAAUGGCGAAUCAAUCAGGCUUGUUCUCCCCACCCGGGGUAACACCCUUAUUGGGUUUUCCAUCUCCACAGACCCAGACAAGGAGGUCGCCAACAGUGUUGAAAUGAGUGUCCUGGGUCAUGGGGACUUUCGUUUUCAGAUUUUUCCGAUGUCUUUCCACUAUCGCCUGGGCGUACGCCUGGGCAGAGAACUCGACACCCUCAUGUGCUACAGGUGGCCAGAUGAUCCUCCUUUCGUGCCUUCCGCCUCUCUCCUCGAAGCCAACCUGCCCAAUAGUGUUCGACGUGAGCGCACCAUCAUCCACUUUGACAUACUGCAUGGACAAUUGGUUUUCUUUUGCAACCCAUAUGUAUGCCGUCUCUGCUCCUCGAAGACGGAUACGUAG